Molecule: messenger RNA, 1326 nt
Organism: Carcharodon carcharias (great white shark)
Lineage: Eukaryota; Metazoa; Chordata; Chondrichthyes; Lamniformes; Lamnidae
Product: adhesion G-protein coupled receptor G2-like
Exons: 10
Coding region: 1-1326 (441 amino acids)
Biological process (GO): cell surface receptor signaling pathway; adenylate cyclase-activating G protein-coupled receptor signaling pathway
Cellular component (GO): membrane
Molecular function (GO): G protein-coupled receptor activity
Source: RefSeq, a predicted model, not a curated record
AUGGCCCUGUCCAUUCAGGACUGUGGAGCUGGUGGUUGGAACUCUUCUGGUUGUGAGGUUAUCACCAGCGACCGGGAACUCACAAUUUGCUCCUGUAACCAUCUCACCAACUUUGGCAUUUUAAUGGAUAUCUCCCGCAGACCGAUUGAUCCGUUUCAUCAAUGGAUUCUCACCAUCAUAACCUACGUCGGAUGUGCAGUUUCCUCCUUGUUCCUAGGGGUGAUUUUACUGACCUACCUGAUUUUUGAGAAUCUGCGCCGUGAUUAUCCCUCGAAGAUCCUGAUGAACCUGUGUACGUCUUUGUUCAUGCUGAACAUUAUCUUCCUGAUUGACUCUUGGAUGGCUUCGUUUAACAGUCAGGGGCUCUGUAUCUCUGUGGCUGCCUCCCUCCAUUACUUCCUGCUCACGUCCUUUACCUGGAUGUGUAUUGAGGCGAUCCACAUGUACUUUGCGCUGGUGAAAGUCUUCAAUAUCUAUGUCCGCCAUUACAUACUGAAAUUCUGCCUGGUUGGAUGGGGAGUCCCAGCUGUUGUUGUGGGAAUGCUGCUCUGCAUCAAUGUGGACAUUUAUGGUUACAAAACAAAGACGAGAUCUGCCAAUCCAGCCGAUAGUUGUUGGUUGAAGAAUGACACAGCUUUCUACAUUUCAGUGGUCGCUUACUUUGGCCUGGUAUUCCUGAUUAACCUGUCAAUGUUCAUUGUUGUGCUGAACCAGAUUCAGGCAAUGAGAAGUAAGAGACACUGUGACAGGGCACCGGAUAUCAUUGUGCAUCACCUCAAGAGCAGCUCCAGUCUGACUAUCCUGCUGGGUUUAACCUGGGCAUUCGCUUUCUUUGCCUGGGGACCAGCACAAGUCACUUUCUUGUACUUUUUCUCCAUUGUCAACACACUUCAAGGAUUCUUCAUCUUUGUGUUUCACUGUGUGAUGAAAGAUAAUGUUCGGACCCAGUGGAGGAUUCACCUGUGCUGUGGUCGAUUUCAACUCAAUGAGUAUUCUGCUUCCAAAAAUCUCCUUAAAGCCACUUCUAAGUUGGCCAAAUGUUUGGCUUCCGAUGAUCCUGUGAUGAUGACAUCAUCCAGGUACACUACUAAUCAGGGACGUCCUUGCAAUGGACUUUCCAUGGUCCUUCGGAAAAUUGCACAUGCAGAUAGUACUCCAAAGAAUUGGAGCAGAGCUGCAGCCAAUGCAAAAAUGAAAGAUGGAAAGAUAGGUUCCAUCGCUCAUUCCAAAAAAUCCUCCAAAUCGAAUUCAACCACCACAUCCUCCAAUGGAUCGAGAAAGAAUUUGAUUCCUCACCCAAACUUUGGGAAUGCCAACAUCAGCUAA